AUGGGCUAUCUUGAACCACGACGUACUGGUAAGCUCACUGCUCCUUUAGAUUCUGAUCCUCAGGUCCGAAAGCGAUUUGCCAAAUCGCUUCAGUUCAUCAGCCUCAAUUUGGUUAGUGACUACAGCACCCCCCCUAUCCUCGAACUUCUUGGAAAGGACGAGUAUGAAUCACUCCAAGAAUUUCGGAGAGACUAUACAGAUCUCCUCAGAUCUGUCCAGGCAUAUCCUCAACAGAUCGCAGAACUCCACGUUAUUUCAGUUUUCCGAUGCUUGCUCGUAUUUUCCGGCGGGAGGGAUGAUUUACGGCAACGGAAACUUGACCCUACGAUCUCAGCUAAUACUAAUGCCAACCUAUAUUCUUCUCUUGUUGGCAUUUCCGGGUCGGAUAGUUUUGGAUCUGUCAACAUGCAAGCAAUGCUAGACGUUCUGUCACAAUCCAAGGUCUUCGCCGAUGACGAUAUUUGCUCGUUGAACAUUACGCGCUUGACUAGUCAAAUGGAUCUUCCAACUGACGUACUCUGCGACUUUGGCAAAGCGCUGGUUGAUAAAAUCCACGGAGAUGCGUCUAUACCUUUGAACUACCUUUGA
Molecule: messenger RNA, 588 nt
Organism: Lachnellula hyalina
Lineage: Eukaryota; Fungi; Ascomycota; Leotiomycetes; Helotiales; Lachnaceae
Exons: 3
Coding region: 1-588 (195 amino acids)
Source: RefSeq, a predicted model, not a curated record